AUUGCAGUCCAAAGUAAUCCAUCCACGGAGACUUUAUAGAAAUCAUCAGCUCAGAUCGUACCAAAGAUGUUCAGAAGUUGUUCUUCUCUUAUCUAAUGCCAGUCAGCAUCAUCUACUCUGUAGUAGUACUGCCGCAGCUAUCUAGUAAACCAACCAAUCAACCCCCAGAUCUCCCCUCAACAACAACUAGUAGCAAAAACCUAAACCAGACCUCCUCAAAAAGAAAAAUGACCCAAAGCCAUCAUGUGGGUAUCUACCUAGCAAAAAACAAAACCAAUAAACGCCAUCUUUAUCUGUCGCCAUCAUCGUCUAGAAGUAGAAGAUCAUGCAUCACACCAGGUGAAUAGCGUGGGGGAUCAUUGCAUGCGAUGUAUGUGAGAAAAGUAAAAAAAAAA
Aspergillus welwitschiae is the source of this 395-nucleotide messenger RNA. RefSeq lists its product as uncharacterized. The record is from RefSeq and is a predicted model, not a curated record. The coding region runs from base 96 to 347 and encodes 83 amino acids. Lineage: Eukaryota; Fungi; Ascomycota; Eurotiomycetes; Eurotiales; Aspergillaceae. The transcript has a single exon.